GUAUUAUGCACGGGGGCGCAUUAUACAUGGAAAAACACGGUAUGUUGGGAAGGCGCUCGCUCGCUCGCUCUCUCACACGGUGAGACUAGACGACGCGAAGGCGAGCGAGAGUUUCACAGGGGAAAGAUGGCUCAAAAUGUGGAGAGCAAGGAGCUGCUGUUGGAAACGCUGGAAGACCUGGGGCAGGAGGACUUCAAGAAGUUCAAGUUUUAUAUGGAUCUGGCUCAGAGCAAAAAAGAAAACGCAGACCGGACUGACAUCGCCGAAUUGCUGGUGAACAGGUACAGCAAGAACGCUUUGGCGGAGACCAUCAAGAUUCUGGAGAAGAUCAACAACUAUGAACUGGCCCAGAAGCUGCAAAUCAAAGGUGUCACCCGUGCGCCCUCAGAUAGCAUCUCCUUAGAGGUCCAGAUGGGCGAAUUCAAGCGGGAGCUGCAAGAGAACCUGCGAGCCAUGUACUGCAAGGCCCCCGAGGGCAACACGGAGUCCAGCCAGCAGGAGGCUCUGGAGAGCGUCUACACCAAGCUCCACAUUAGCCGCGGCGUCGCCGGUCACCCCGACAAGCAGCACGAAGUCCUUCAGAUGGAGAUGCGCGGCCAAGACGAGGAGGAGGAGUCCAUCGAGCCGUGCGACAUUUUCAAAAGCGAGAAGCCCCUUCGCACCAUGGUCACCGUGGGCUUCGCGGGCAUCGGGAAGACCUUCCUGGUGCGCAAGUAUGUCCUGGACUGGGCCAACGGGACAACCAACACAGACGUGGACUUCAUCUUUCCCUUGCCCUUCCGCGAGUUGAACUUGGAGGAGGAGAAAUGCUUUUCGCUCGCAGAGCUCAUCCAGCACUUCAUGUGCGACAGCAAGGCGGCCAUCGAGAUGCUGAAGGACAUCUUGGGCAGGCUGCAAGAUUUGGGCAAGCGCACCUACCAAAGCAGCAGCGUCAAGAUUUUGUUUGUGCUGGACGGCUUGGACGAGUGCCGCCUCAAACUGGACCUGAGCAAUGAGCGCAAGGAGCGCCUGGAUGUGACCCGAGCAUACCCCGUGGAGGUCCUCCUGGCGCAUCUCAUCAAGGGGAACCUGCUUCCCUGCGCCCGGCUUUGGAUCACCACACGGCCCCAGGCGGCUCCCGACAUCCCGCCGCGCCUAGUGGACGGCAGAACCGAGGUGAAAGGCUUCAGCCGCUCCCAGAGGCUGGACUACUUCAGGAAGAGGUUCCCCAAUGACGAGGAGGACGUCAUCAAGCACAUCAAAAAGUCACACAGCAUUUUCAUCAUGUGCCACAUGCCCAUCUUCUGCUGGCUCACCGCCACCGUUCUCGGAGAUUAUCGGCAGCACGGAAAAAAGCUGUCCGAAACCCUGACCGAGAUGUACACAGAGUUCCUACUCUAUCACCUGGGCAGGUCCGAGGAGCGAGGCGGCCAGAAGCCCACGGAGUACGUCAAAGCGCUGGCCAAGAUGGCUUUUCGGCAUCUCAUGAAAAAGCGACAGAUCUUCUACGAGAGCGACUUGCGGGAAAGCAGCUUGGAUGACCCGCAGGUCGCAAAACACUCGGGAGUCUUCACCGAGGUCUUCAAGGAGGUACUCCCGCUCAAGAAAUACCAACGCGGCAAGAUGUUUCAGUUCAUCCACCUGAGCAUCCAGGAAUAUCUGGCCGCUCUCUACGUGAUGAUGAGCCUGUUCCAGGACAACAAGAACGUGCUGGGAGAGCUCCCGAUGCAUUGCGAGCAGACAUCGCUCGUCCGGGUCCACGAGGCGGCCAUCCGCAAAGCCUCAGAAAGUGAGGGAAACCUGGACUUGUUCCUCCGCUUCUUGGUGGGCCUUUCCCUGCAGUGCAACCAGAAGCUCAUGGGCGAGCUACUGAAGGCUCCCAAGAACUUCAACCACAGCAAAGCAGAAACAGUCCGCUUGAUCAGGAAACAGAUAGAUAAGAACACUCCUGAGGAGAACAUCAACUUGUUCUACUGCCUGAGCGAGUUGAAGGAUGAGUCCUUGCUGAAUCAGAUCCAACAUUACCUUAUAGGGGGGGAAUUGUCCACGGAGGACCUACCUCCGGCCAUGUGGUCGGCCCUGCUCUUCUUCUUGCUGGCUUCCGACGAAGCCAUGAGCUGCUUCGAACUCUGGAAAUACGCUCCGUCCGAGAAGGGGCUCCUGACGCUGUUGCCGGUGGUCAAGGCUUCUCGAGAAUCAGCGCUCCGGAAGUGCAACCUGAGCAAGAAAAGCUGCGAGGCGCUGGCCUCCAUUCUAAGCUCGCCCUGCAGCCUGAGGGAGCUGGAUCUCAGCCACAACGACUUGCGUGACGACGGGCUGGAGGCGCUCGCCGCCGGACUGGUGAAGCCGCAGUGCACCUUGCAAGUCCUCGGGCUUGAGAAAUGCAAGCUGAGCAAGAAAAGCUGCGAGGCGCUGGCCUCCGUCCUAAGCUCGCCCGGCAGCCUGAGGGAGCUGGAUCUCGGCCAGAACGACUUGCGUGACGACGGGCUGGAGGAGCUCGCCGCCGUACUGGCAAAGCCGCAGUGCACCUUGCAAGUCCUCAAGCUCCGGCACUGCGAGCUGAGCGAGAAAAGCUGCGAAGCGCUGGCCUCCGUUCUAAGCUCACCCUGCAGCCUGAGAGAGCUGGAUCUCGGCUGCAACGACUUGUACGACGACGGGUUGGAGCCGCUCGCCGCCGUACUGGCAAAGCCGCAGUGCACCUUGCAAGUCCUCAAGCUCGAUUGCUGCAAGCUGAGCAAGAAAAGCUGCGAGGCGCUGGCCUCCGUUCUAAGCUCGCCCUGCAGCCUGAGGCAUCUGAAUCUCAGCUGGAACGACUUGCAUGACGACGGGCUGGAGGCGCUCGCCGCCGGACUGGCAAAGCCGCAGUGCGCCUUGCAAGUCCUCAGGCUCCAGUUGUGCAGGCUGAGCAAGACAAGCUGCAAGGCGCUGGGCUUUGUUCUAACCUCGCCCGGCAGCCUGAGGGAGCUGGAUCUCGGCUGCAACGACUUGUGUGACGACGGGCUGGAGGAGCUCGCCGCCGUACUGGCAAAGUCGCAGUGCACCUUGCAAGUCCUCAAGCUCCGGUUGUGCACGCUGAGCAAGAAAAGCUGCGAGGCGCUGGCUUCCGUUCUAAGCUCGCCCUGCAGCCUGAGGAAGCUGGAUCUCACCCAGAACGACUUGUGUGACGACGGGCUGGAGGCGCUCGCCGCUGGACUGGCAAAGCCGCAGUGCACCUUGCAAGUCCUCAAGCUCGAGAGCUGCAAGCUGAGCAAGAAAAGCUGCAAGGCGCUGGCCAAGGCUCUCCGGUCCAACCCCUCCCACCUCCAAGAGCUGAAGCUGUGGGGCAAUGACAUCAAAAAGGAAGAGAGGCGGGUCUUGGCAGAGGUCCAAAAGGAUCCUCGCUGCAGCGUGAAGCUCGAGUGGUAGGUUCGAAACAUCUUCCAGGGCGCUCGCUCGCUCGCUCGUCCGAAUGGACCGGCAACACUUGUGCGUUGAAGAAAAUGGGUAGCUACAAAGACAGAUGUGCUCACAGCUCAUGGACUAAAGCACCUAAAGUCACACCAGAAAGAAACAUUUGAAGCAUCUCAUUCUAGCUAGUACACACCAAAUCAAUAACGACGACAGAAGUAGAUAUUUUUAGACGAAAUGUGAUGGACUAUGUGGUCAUGAGAAAUGUUUUGAGAAUAACUUGAUGAUCUGAUGAUAUUUGUAUUUGUUGUGCACUUUGAAAUAACAAAUGUUGCCUUAAUGAAGUAAGUGCUCAAUGCAUGCCAAACGCUUGA
Syngnathus typhle (broad-nosed pipefish) is the source of this 3740-nucleotide messenger RNA. RefSeq names its product NACHT, LRR and PYD domains-containing protein 12-like. The coding region runs from base 127 to 3384 and encodes 1085 amino acids. The transcript has 10 exons. Lineage: Eukaryota; Metazoa; Chordata; Actinopteri; Syngnathiformes; Syngnathidae. The record is from RefSeq and is a predicted model, not a curated record. Gene Ontology annotation, molecular function: protein binding.